This is a messenger RNA of Cyprinodon variegatus (sheepshead minnow), 2696 nucleotides long. It is a transcript of the gene gpatch1, whose product is annotated as G-patch domain containing 1. Gene Ontology annotation, molecular function: RNA binding. Bases 84 to 2630 code for a protein of 848 amino acids. Gene Ontology annotation, cellular component: nucleus. Lineage: Eukaryota; Metazoa; Chordata; Actinopteri; Cyprinodontiformes; Cyprinodontidae. The record is from RefSeq and is a predicted model, not a curated record. The transcript is spliced from 18 exons.
GUAAUUUAGGCUGGACUCCUUCAACCUUUGUGUCGUCACGGCAACAGAAAGCUGAGAAGCAACAUGCCCGACCCGAGGACUUCAUGGACGAGGAGGAUUUCAGCGAGCACGGCAUCGCUCCCAGAGAGAUCACCACCAGUAAGGAGUUCUCCUCCAGCCGCAGAGACGAGGCGGCGGAAAAGGCCAAAGCCAUCAGCGCUCAGGCAGCGCUGAUCCCCGGAGACACGCUGCUGGAGGAGCUCAUCUCACCAGCGAGGUCGUCCAUCGGCAUAGAGCUGCUGACCAAAAUGGGCUGGAAGGAAGGACAGGGCAUCGGGCCUCGGCUGAAGAGGAAACCCCGCAGACAGCUCCAAGCGGAAGCAUCCAGAAUGUACGGCUGUGCGCUUCCCCCUACUGGUUCGGAGGAAUCAGAGGAGGACGAUGAAGAGUUUGCCCCAGAGAAUGUUACCUUUGCUCCAAAGGAUGUGACUCCGGUGGACUUCACCCCGAGGCUGGGGGUUCAGGGUCUGGGGUACCGCGGUCUGGACCCAGGUCUGGCCCUGCUGGGGCGAGUCACGGACGAGCAUGUGGACCUGUUCAAGCCUCAGUCAGAGACCAGGAGUCGGCUGUUCGGGGACCGGCAGAGAAGCUCCAGGAGAGGAGGGGUCGCCGGUCAGGCGUUUGGCGUGGGGGCGCUGGAGGACGAGGACGAGGAUGUCUACCACAGAGACUCCAUGUCGAGAUAUGACACCGUUCUGAAAGACGAGGAGCCUGGAGACGGUCUGUACGGCUGGACGGCUCCGCAGCAGUACACCAAGCAGAAAGACAGAAGCAGAGACGCUUCGUACCUGGGGAAAAUCCUGGAGGGGUUCACUCUGGCCCAGAAACCUCUGGAGGAGAAAACGAUCUUCCCUCCUCCCAUUCUGCCCAGAGAUUACCGCCCUGUCCAUUAUUUCCGUCCACAAGUCAUCGUCUCCAGACUGUCUGGAGUCAGUCCGGCGCUCGCUGAGGCUCUGAAGACCUCCAGGGGUCACAUGGUCAAAGAAGAGCCCCAGCAGGGAGGACGCCACCAGCUGGACUCUGGCCAGAGGGGGGCGCUGCUGGGGGAGGACGCCCUGAAAGGUCCCAGUUCAGUCUUGGAUCUGCUGAGACCUGAGGACCGACAGCGCCUGCUCAGCCUUCGAAACUCCUCGGCCCAGAAGCCCUCCACGCCCGACCCCCCCCUGCCCACUCCGGCCGGACCGCUUCCGACGCCAUCCGCCCUCCGGGAGCAGGAGGCUCUAGCGGCGUGGAGAGGCUCCUCCUCCUCACAGAGCUUCAAACCUUUUGAGAAAACCCCCAGCAAGCAGGCGCGCUACGAGCUGUACCUGAGCCGCCUCCGUGACGGAGACAAAGAUGCCCUGGAGCAAAGUCUGGACCCGACCAUGACUGAGUGGGAGCGCAGCAGGGAGCGCGAGGAGUUCGUCCGAGCAUCCAUCUUGUACCGACCGUCCUCUUCCUCGCUGUCGUCUCGCUUCACUAGCGCCAAGCACCAGGAGGACGACGACACGGUGGAGGUCCACCUGGACCAGGAGGGCGACGAGGAUGAUAAGCAGGAAGCCGUCAAGAUGAAGAUGUUUGGAAAACUGACCAGAGAGACGUUGGAGUGGCAUCCUGACAGACUGCUGUGCAAGAGGUUCAACGUUCCGGACCCUUACCCUGGGUCGUCGUUGGUGGGUCUGCCCAAGGUGAAGAGAGACAAGUUCUCCGUCUUCAACUUCUUAACUGUUCCAGAGAGCCGGCAGGCGGCAGCUCCUCCAAAGCCUCUGGAGCAGGAGAAGAAGUCCAGGUGGGAUGUUUCAGAGAAAAACAAAGAGAAGAAGAACCAGGAUCCGCUGAGCGAGCGUAUCAGCGAUGCACAGAACCAAGCUGAGCCCAAAUCUGAACAGAACUCACCUCCCGGGUCCAACAGCAUCCAGACUGCAGCCGGCAGCAGCGAGGGGGGGUCAGCAGAUCAGCCCAGCUCAGAGCAGAGAACAAAGGAUGAAGACCAGGAAGAGGAGGAGGAGGAGGAGGAGGAGAAGAGGCCUCCUAUGGAUCUGUUCAAAGCCAUCUUUGCCAACUCCUCUGAUGAGAAGUCCUCCUCCUCAGAGGGAGAGAGUGAUGAAGAGGAGGAGGAGAAUGAUGCAAAGGAAGAGCGAUCAGAGACGGAACCAGUGAAGCUGUUCGUCAUCUCCUCUUCCUCCUCCGCCGCCCCCCCUGCCUCCUCGUCAUCCUCCGCCGUCCCCCCUGCCUCCUCUUCCUCUGCUGUCACCUCCAGGCUGCACACAGAAGCAGCAGCUUCCCGUCAGACGUCGGCCAAAGACGAGGAGGAAGAGUUUGGACCGAAGCUGCCGCCUCCUUCGGCUGCUGUCGACAGAGGAGGCGCCACCUCCACGGCCUCCAACCGUCAGGAUGAGAAGUCCAGCAAGAGAAGCAAAGAGAAGAAGCAGAAAAGCAAGAAGCACAAGAAGGAGAAAAAGAAGAAGAAACACAAGAAGCACAAAAGCAAAGGGAAGAGUAAGAAGGAGGAGUCGACCAGCGGCUCUGAGGAAGACGAGGAAGACGCCGAGCUGUCGACGGACGAGCUGCUGAGGAGACUGAAGAGCAUCCGGACCCCUCGGACCCGGUGACCCGGAGAAACGCAUCAUCAGCCGUCUAAUAAAAACCAGACAUCUUGUUAAUGUCGGUUCUGGUUU